AUGGAGCUCUUCAUAACAAUAUGUCUUUUAAUUGUUUUCUGCGUAAUCUCAUACUUCUACCAGAGGUUUUUUCAAAUGAGAAACCAAUGCUGUUAUAUGUUAGCGUAUGAGUGUUACAAGGCGACUGACGACAGAAAGCUUGAUACUGAAGCUUGUGUAAGAGUUGUCAUGAGGAACAAGAAUCUUGGUCUAGACCAAUACAGGUUUCUCUUACAGACCAUGGUGAAUUCAGGUCUUGGUGAAGAAACUUAUGGCCCAAGAAAUGUCCUUGCUGGCAGAGAAGAAACUCCCACUCUGGAGGAUGCUCAGGCAGAGAUGGAUGAGAUUAUGUUUGACACACUUGACAAGCUUUUUGCCAAGUCUGGAGUUUCUCCAUCCGAGAUAGAUAUACUCAUUGUCGAUGUGUCACUGUUUGCUCCAGCACCUUCCCUGACAGCUCGGAUUAUAAACCGAUACAAGAUGAGGGAUGACAUUAAAGCCUUCAGCCUCUCCGGAAUGGGAUGUAGUGCAAGCAUGGUAGCUGUUGACCUGGUGCAGCACUUGUUCAAGACAUACAAGAAUGCAUUUGCAAUUGUUGUAAGCACAGAAACAAUAGGUCCACAUUGGUAUUGUGGCAAAGAAAAAUCCAUGAUGCUGUCAAACUGCCUGUUUCGAUCCGGAGGGUGUUCAGUGCUCUUGACAAACAAAAGAUCAUUGAAGCAUCAAGCUCUGAUGAAAUUAAGCCAUUCAGUACGAACCAAUAUUAGCUCAAAUGAUGAAGCAUACGGAUGCUGCAUACAAAUUGAAGAUGAGCAAGGAUAUGAGGGUUUUCUUCUCACAAGAAGCCUAACAAAAGCUGCUGCUAAAGCUUUGACAAUGAAUCUCAAAGUUUUAGUACCCAAAAUCUUACCAAUAAGAGAACUACUCCGGUUUGCUAUAGUAUCUUUGAGUAAACGUAAGAGCAAAAGCUCAACACCUGAAUCAGCAAGAGCAGGUUUGAAUCUGAAGACUGGUAUUGAGCAUUUCUGUAUUCACCCUGGUGGAAGGGCAGUUAUUGAUGGUCUUGGAAAGAGUUUAGGGCUCAGUGAAUAUGACCUUGAGCCAGCCAGAAUGGCGCUUCACCGCUUUGGAAAUACAUCAGCUGGUGGCCUGUGGUAUGUUCUAGGUUACAUGGAAGCCCUGAAGAGGCUGAAGAAGAGUGACAGGAUUCUGAUGAUCAGCCUUGGAGCUGGUUUCAUGUGCAACAACUGUGUUUGGGAGGUGAUGAAGGAUUUGGUAGAUGCUAAUGUAUGGGAAGACUCAUUAGAUCGUUAUCCCAUCUCCAGAAAUAACCUGGAGAACCCUUUUGCUGAGAAGUAUAGCUGGAUCAAUGAUGAGUGUCUAAACUUUGUCAGGGUGAACUAGAAUUAUCGGCCUUUUCUGCAUUUUCUGAUUUUUAGAUGUUUUAAACUUCCCCCCAUUUGUUGCAUCAGGUUUUGUUCUUCAUGAAGUUGCCAU
Molecule: messenger RNA, 1476 nt
Organism: Durio zibethinus
Lineage: Eukaryota; Viridiplantae; Streptophyta; Magnoliopsida; Malvales; Malvaceae
Product: 3-ketoacyl-CoA synthase 19-like
Biological process (GO): fatty acid biosynthetic process
Cellular component (GO): membrane
Molecular function (GO): acyltransferase activity, transferring groups other than amino-acyl groups
Source: RefSeq, a predicted model, not a curated record